UAUUUAAUUGCAUUUUGUAAACCAGACAAAGAAUUCUUUGUCAGAAAUCGCCUGGAAAUGAGCUCAUCCGAAACAUCUGCGUCGGCUUUCUCCAGCUCGGACACGGCCGCCCUGGAGCGGCAGACGGAGACGGAGCAGCCGGUGACCCUCGCAGAGAUUUGGAACGAAAACCACCGGAGAACGAGUGGCGAUUGGGUUCGCAAAAAUGGUUACAAAAGGGUUUGCCUGCAAUUCCCGGAUGACUAUCUGCCCCACAGCAAUGCCAUUAGUGUGGGCCUCAGGGAGCUACUUGCGCCGGAGGACGUGAAGGUCUUCAUCCUGGCGGACACCACCUACGGAAGCUGCUGCGUGGACGAGAUUGCCGCUGCCCAUGUGGAUGCGGACAGUGCGAUUCACUUCGGGAAUGCCUGCCGCAGCAGAGCCACCCGCUUGCCGGUACUCUAUCUUUAUCCAGAGUUGCUGCUAGAUGUGGAUCUCCUCCUCAGCAAACUGGAAAGUCUGCGUGGGGAGUGCACAGAUCGGCAGGUGUGCAUUUACCUGGACAUUGGCUACCAACAUCUCCACGGUGAACAGCUGCAGACACAGCUAGUUGAGGCCCUGCAGCCGAAGGAUCUCAUCCUAGAGCUGUUUCCGCCCACUGAGGGUGAGUCAACGGCCUCCAAGGAGAAUUCCAGCCUCGAGCGGAUUUGCAUUUUCAUCGGCGCCGAUAACCAGCGAUUCGCCAAUCUUUCCCUGACCGCUCCAGCCGCUGUUCAAUGGCACAUCUACGAUGGUGCCGCUGCCAGUCUCAGCUCCAAGAAUCCCCUCACGGCGCAGUUCAUCCGGCGUCGCUAUUUCCAUAUCGAAAAAUGCAAGGAUGCACAAACCCUAGGCCUGAUAGUGGCCACUCUUUCGGCUGAGGGAUACCUAGAUGUGGUGGCCCGCCUUCAAACAAUGGCCAAGGGCAGGGGCAUUAAGACGCAGCUAAUUUCCGUGGGCAGGAUCAAUCCCGCCAAGUUGGCCAACUUCCUGGAGAUAGAUUGCUUUGUCCUGAUCGGUUGCCCCUUCAACAAUAUGUACGACUCCAAGGAGUACUACAAGCCCAUUGUUUCCGUCUUCGAGGCAGAGAUGGCCUUGAAUCCCGCCUGGCACAUGAGAUAUCCCGAAGCCUAUGUCACGGACUUCAAGCAACUUCUGCCGGAAGGGCGCAGCUUCCUGCCCUUUGAUGUGGCAGCCAUACCAGAGCACGACGUCAGCUUGGUCAGCGGAAGGCUGAGGGGAGUGGUUAACGAUUCCCUGGAAACGGCAGGAGAUCCCGCUUCCCUGGCCCUGGCCACACAAGCGAAAAUGUCCCUAAUGACCACGGACACAGGACUCGCCUUCGAGGACCGCACCUGGCAGGGACUGGACCCUGCCCUGGGCCAGACGGAGCCCGCACAGUUGAAACAGGGUCUAAGCGGCAUUCCCAUUAACUACACACAUCAAUAAAGGGCCACAACUAGUUAUUUAA
Drosophila elegans is the source of this 1489-nucleotide messenger RNA. RefSeq names its product 2-(3-amino-3-carboxypropyl)histidine synthase subunit 2 (gene Dph2). Lineage: Eukaryota; Metazoa; Arthropoda; Insecta; Diptera; Drosophilidae. Gene Ontology annotation, biological process: protein histidyl modification to diphthamide. The coding region runs from base 58 to 1467 and encodes 469 amino acids. The transcript has 2 exons. Gene Ontology annotation, molecular function: 2-(3-amino-3-carboxypropyl)histidine synthase activity. The record is from RefSeq and is a predicted model, not a curated record.